AUGAAAAGAGAUGGACGUCCUGGAUGGGAUGUAUUUACUAUCAAGGAAUUUAGAAAUUGGAGAAAAGUUCAUGAGGGAAAAAAUUGUGCCUUUUUGACUCAUAUUGGGGAGGAUCCUUGUUCACCUCAUAAUAAUGCUAUGAAAUCUUGUGAGAAUUUACGAAAACAAUCACGGCAUAUCGAUAAAGUAUUGAAUGCACAAAGUAUCGAACAAAUUCAAAAUAAUCGACUACGUGCGAAAACUUCUAUUGAUGCUGUUCGGUGGCUUGCAUUUCAAGGAUGUGCUUCUAGAGGUCAUGAUAAGACUCUUGAUUCAAAAAAUCAAGGUAAUUUUCUUGAGCUAAUUAAGAUUUUGGCAUCAUAUAAUGAUAAAGUUGCAAGUGUUGUUUUGGAAAAUGCUCCAAAAUCUGCGAAGUAUACUUCACAUACAAUUCAAAAGGAGAUUUUGCAAGUCGUUGCAAGUAAAGUGCAAGAGAAAAUUCGUGAAGAUAUUGGAGACUCUAAAUUUUGCAUCAUUGUUGAUGAGGCACGUGAUAAGUCUAAGAGAGAACAAAUGACAAUUGUUUUGAGAUUUGUUGACAAAGAUGGUUUUAUACAAGAACGUUUCUUUGAUAUAGUUCAUGUUAAAGAUACAUCGGCAUUGACUCUAAAGAAUGGAAUAUCUGAUGUUCUCUCUCGUCAUUGCCUUGAUAUUCAAAAUAUCCAUGGUCAGGGAUAUGAUGGUGCUAGUAACAUGCGUGCAUUAGUUGCUGCAUCUAGAGAGGUGUCUCUUGUUCAUGUGUUCUUCACAAAUUUGAACUUUGUUAUCAAUGUGGUCAGUGCUUCAUGUAAACGUCAUGAUCAACUACAAGCUGUUCAUGCAACACAAAUUACACAUAUGGAAGCUAUUAGUGAGCUUGAAACUGGAAAAGGGGCUAAUCAAAUUGGCACUUUGAAACAAGCUGGUGAUUCUCGUUGGGUUUCGCAUUUUCAUUCUAUUUGUAGCCUAAUAAGGAUGUUUGAUGCUACUUGUACAGUGCUUGAAGAUGUUGAAAGAGAAGGAGGUACUUACUCUCAACGAGGAGAUGCUAAGGCUGCUUAUAAAAUGCUUACAUCCUUCGAGUUUAUAUUUAUUUUACAUUUAAUGAAGGAAAUUAUGGGCAUUACUGAUGUUCUUUGUCAAGUUUUGCAGCAAAAAUCUCAACACAUUUUGAAUGCUAUUAAUUCAGUUUCUAUUGCAAAAAAAACUUAUCCAAAAGUUGAGAGAUGA
This is a messenger RNA of Corylus avellana, 1248 nucleotides long. NCBI's taxonomy places the organism in Eukaryota, Viridiplantae, Streptophyta, Magnoliopsida, Fagales, Betulaceae. The record is from RefSeq and is a predicted model, not a curated record.